AACCCGCCCUUAGCAACCGGCCCUGCUACAGCAUCCAGCCGCUGCCGCCCCCCGCCGGCUCCUCUUCGCCAAACCUCUGCUGCGGGGGCUGGCCCGGCCCGGGAAGGACCGAAGGGGACCUAGCGUGCCCUCACGGCGGCUGCAAGAAGAUCUAAGCAUGGAUGGCAGACGGAGAGUCAGAGCAACCUCUGUCCUUCCCAGAUAUGGUCCACCAUGCCUAUUUAAAGGACAGUUGAGCACCAAAAGUAAUGCUUUUUGCACUGACUCUUCCUCUCUCAGACUAAGUACUCUCCACCUGGUCAAGAAUCACAUGGCUGUUCACUAUAAUAAAAUCCUUUCAGCCAAAGCUGCAGUUGACUGCUCAGUUCCACUAAGCAUGAGUACCAGCAUCAAGUAUGCAGACCAGCAACGAAGAGAGAAACUCAAAAAGGAAUUAGCACGACGUGAAAGAGAGUUGAAAUUAGCUAAAACUACAGUGCAAGCCAAUUCUAAAAGUAAUUCCAAAUCAUUAUUUAACACUCUACAAAAGCCUUCAGGAGAACCACAAGAUGAAGAUGGUAUGUUAAUUGAAGAAGUGAGUGGAUUUCAAUCCUUUACAAGAUCACCGGUAACUUCUUCAGAGAGACUGCACCUAAGUCUACCCAAAUCCAAUAAAGUCCUCACAAAUGGUGCUGAGAAGAACUCCAGUUCCUCCCUGUCCAGCAUGGAUUAUGCUGCCUCUGGGCCCAGGAAAUCAUGCUCUGGAACCUCCUACGGCAAAGGGCCCAGAGGCACAUUCCCAAAUUCCCACCGGUUUCAGUUAGUUAUUUCAAAAGCACCUAGUGGGGACCUCUUGGAUAAACAUUCUGAACUCUUUUCUAACAGACAUUUGCCAUUCACCCCACGCACUUUAAAAACAGAAGCAAAAUCUUUCCUGUCACAGUAUCGAUAUUAUACACCUGCCAAAAGAAAAAAGGAUUUUUCAGAUCAGCGGUUAGAAGCUGAAACCCAGACUGAAUUAAGCAGCUUUAAAUGUGAUUUUGAGACAGUUGAAAUUAAGAACUUCACAGAUUCAGAAGUGAACAUAAAGCAGGCAUCUAGUUGCAUGACAUAUGAUACCAAAGGAAGAAUAACCCCUUUACCUUUACAAGGGCAUGAAUUACCCUGGGACGAGGUUAAAGAUGGUGCUCUUCAGUGCUCCGCAUCAAGGGCAGUAUGUCAAUAUUCCCUGCAGCCUCCUUCAGAGAGAAAAAUCUAUUCUGAUGAAGAAGAACUGUUGUAUCUAAGUUUCAUUGAAGAUGUAACAGAAGAAAUUUUGAAACUUGGUUUAUUUUCAAACAGGUUUCUAGAACGACUAUUUGAGAGACAUAUAAAGCAAAAUAAACAUCAUUUGGAGGAGGCAAAAAUGCGCCACCUGCUACACAUCCUCAAGGUGGACUUAGGCUGUGUGUCCAAGGAAAACUCACUAAAGCUAGAUGAUGUUGAUAUGUUGCUUGAUUUUGAAAAAACUGAGAAUUCAGAACAAAAUGAAUGUAAAAAUGAACAAGAUUUAGCCAUUAAACAGGAGCGUCAAGAAUACCAAAAAGCUUUGAAUAUGUUAUUGUCUGUACCAAAGGAAGAGAACGAGACAGUCUCCUCACCGGGUGAAUUUUUCCUGCCCGUCUAUAAAUCAAAGUACUCAGAAGGGGUUAUAAUUCAACAGGUGAAUGAUGAAAUAAAUCUUGGAACUUCAAUUUGGGGUGAAAAAAAUGCAAGUAUGUCAGACAGUUUACUAGACCAAGAAACCUCUGUGAAUGUCAUUGAAGGCGACAGUGACACUGAAAAGGUUGAGACGUCAAAUGAAUUGUGCUGUCUUAGCACAGCACUCUGCCCAUCUAUUCAGCUGUGCAGUAUCGAAGAUGAUAAUCAGGACAUGGAAGCACCAACUCUUAAAAUCAUGGAAAUGAGCAUUGAGGACUAAUCUUUGGAUGUUUGAUCGUCAUUAAUAAAUAUUCCAAAUGGCCAAUAA
Messenger RNA from Camelus dromedarius (Arabian camel), 1987 nucleotides. RefSeq names its product spermatogenesis associated 7 (gene SPATA7). Bases 158 to 1939 code for a protein of 593 amino acids. The transcript is spliced from 12 exons. Lineage: Eukaryota; Metazoa; Chordata; Mammalia; Artiodactyla; Camelidae. The record is from RefSeq and is a predicted model, not a curated record. Gene Ontology annotation, biological process: microtubule cytoskeleton organization; protein localization to photoreceptor outer segment; protein localization to photoreceptor connecting cilium. Gene Ontology annotation, cellular component: photoreceptor distal connecting cilium; axoneme; ciliary basal body.